This is a messenger RNA of Lactuca saligna, 312 nucleotides long. Lineage: Eukaryota; Viridiplantae; Streptophyta; Magnoliopsida; Asterales; Asteraceae. The record is from the annotation of a GenBank genome assembly.
AUGCCGCUUUUGAAAAGAGAAAGUAUUACAGAUACUAUAACAAUUUUGAUAAGCUACCUUGUGAUGUCUGCUUAUAUAUCCUUGGCAUUGGGGGACACUCCUCGCUUCACUUCAUUUUAUAUUUCGUCCAAGAUGUUCCUUGGGCUUUCUGGAGUAAUGGUUGUCAUGCUAUAUGUUAUCCCUUUUCUUGUUUUGGCUGGCAUGAGUGAUCUCCUCUCUCUAAUCUUAUUCAUCAUGCAAGAUGAAUCAGAAGCUUUUUGGUGUUUUGUUUCUUUAAUGGAAAGAUUUCAACCAAAUUUCAACUGUGAUUAA